AUGGAGAGAUUGAUCUAUGUUUCAUGCAUUUUGACCACUUGUGUUAUGUUGGCAAAUUGUGCACGAAUCCAUGUUGUUGAUCCACUGUCGUAUGCACCAUCACCGGAACCAAGCUCGCUGGACGUACCAACAACAGUAGGCUCACCAAGCUCAGAUGAUUGUAACGAUGUGCUAUACGGAAUGGCCGAUUGCAUUCCCUUUUUAAGCGAUGGGGACACAAACACAAAGCCGGAAGGUUCGUGUUGUUCUGGGUUGGAAAUGGUCCUAAAAGCCAGUGAUGACUGCAUAUGUGAAGCCAUAGAAAGUAGCACUGAUAUGGGUAUUCCUAUAAAUAUGACAAAGGCUAUGACAUUGCCUUCUGCUUGUGAAAUCUCUGCACCUUCUUUUCUUAGUGAAUGUAACCUCCCAUUGCCUCCUGGUGCAAGUCCUCAUGUUCAUCCAACUCCAAAAUCAUCACCAAAGAGUCAAUCUCCAGAACCGAGCCAGUCACCAACAAGUUCCAUCAACGUAGUUCCAGCACCCGUCACUGCUCCACAUGCCGGAACAUACUCAUUAUCUGCCUCUCUAGUGCUCAUACUUAGCAUGCUUUCUGCAUCAUUCUACUGUAUUUCAUUUUAA
Molecule: messenger RNA, 618 nt
Organism: Pyrus x bretschneideri (Chinese white pear)
Lineage: Eukaryota; Viridiplantae; Streptophyta; Magnoliopsida; Rosales; Rosaceae
Product: non-specific lipid transfer protein GPI-anchored 11-like
Exons: 3
Coding region: 1-618 (205 amino acids)
Biological process (GO): lipid transport
Molecular function (GO): lipid binding
Source: RefSeq, a predicted model, not a curated record